AUGUCUUUGGCCCAGAUGUUGGCUCCCGCUCGAAUUCGUUUCGUCGGAGCUGCCGUCAUUGCUCCACGAGUUGUGUCUUCUUUGACUCGCCUUUAUUCUACAACCAAGGGCUCAUUCAGCUCACAAGAUAUCCACAAUGUAUCUCAUAACCCGGACCAUAUCCAGUCAAAGAUGCCAGAGAGAAAGCUUCUGCGCAACAAAAGCCGAUUCAACGAGUUUGAUCUCGAGGGCCGAGUAUAUGCCAUUACCGGUGGAGGUGGAGGAUUGGGAUUGUCCAUGGCAGAAGCUUUGAUUGAAGCAGGUGCAAGAGUGUACUGCUUAGACCGUCUUGAAACCCCCCAUCCAAAUUUCUUGGUUGCCAAAGAGAAGGCCGAGAAUGAAUAUGGCGGUAGCUUGGAGUAUAUAUGUCUCGAUGUCUGCAACAACAUUGAAGUCAACAACGUGUUUUCUACAAUUGCCGCACAGAAUGAAAGGCUGGACGGCCUGAUUGCUGCUGCCGGAAUCAAUCACCUCCAAAGCGCGCUGGAGCACUCCCAGCAGGCCCUGGACGAUGUAAUGUCAAUCAAUUUUAACGGAGUGUUCAACUCGGCCACCGCUGCCGCCCGUCAGAUGUUCAACUAUCAACAGAAGGGAUCAAUACUCCUGGUAGCAAGCAUGAGUGGUCUCAUUGCUAACAAAGGUAUGACUUCGCCAGUGUAUAACGCAUCAAAGGCCGCCGUGAUUCAACUCAGUCGUUCACUUGCCAUGGAAUGGGGUCGUCAUGGCAUUCGUGUUAACAACCUGUGCCCUGGUCACGUCAUUACCCCAAUGGUCCACAAAGUCUUCCAUCAGAACCCUGCUGCUCGUGCCACGUGGGAGGCCGAGAACAUGCUCGGUCGCUUGGCUUUGCCUGAGGAGUUCCGCGGAACGGCGCUAUUCUGUCUUUCUGAUGCAAGCAGUUUCAUGACUGGAAGCACCCUGGUCAUUGACGGUGGCCACACUGCCUGGUAA
Molecule: messenger RNA, 990 nt
Organism: Penicillium soppii
Lineage: Eukaryota; Fungi; Ascomycota; Eurotiomycetes; Eurotiales; Aspergillaceae
Product: putative short chain dehydrogenase/oxidoreductase
Exons: 2
Coding region: 1-990 (329 amino acids)
Cellular component (GO): intracellular anatomical structure
Molecular function (GO): oxidoreductase activity, acting on NAD(P)H, oxygen as acceptor
Source: RefSeq, a predicted model, not a curated record